Molecule: messenger RNA, 1595 nt
Organism: Aedes aegypti (yellow fever mosquito)
Lineage: Eukaryota; Metazoa; Arthropoda; Insecta; Diptera; Culicidae
Exons: 3
Coding region: 127-1485 (452 amino acids)
Molecular function (GO): protein binding
Source: RefSeq, a predicted model, not a curated record
CGCCAAAACCCAAACGAAAACAAAAAUGCAAAUGGUCGCAACGAAAGUUCGCCACUAUUUUGCUCCGCGCUACAAACUUUUUUGAAAAUACCCUUGAAAAGUGUCCGCCAGAGACCACGGGAAUAGAUGUGGAAGUAUGUCUCGCGUCGUAUUCGUGAUGUGUGCGAUCGAACCUACAACACCGUACUAGACGUUCGCCGCCCGUGGCAAUGCGGCGGAGAACGUUUGUGCAACGAAGGGAAUCAUCCCGGAGAUGGCCAACAACAACAACACCAACAGCCAAAUCAGUCCCAGUUUGAGGACCAGGUUCCUCAGCAGAACCGUGGCCCUAUUGGUGCUCGCAAUGGGUCAUUCUGUUUGCUGAGUGUGGCCCGGCGUCGGGUGGAAUUGAGCCGUGUGAAGCAGAAGCAGUAUGGAACCGGAUCGAAUGGGUCGGAAAAGGAAGGAUUCCGUCGGAAGGAGCAUUGUCCGUUUCAACGGUUCCAACCCAGCUGGAUCGGGGCGAUUACUUGGACAGGUGCCAUUAUUUGCGGUUGGUACACAAGCCAGCUGAUUUGUCUGAAUCGUCGCACCCACCACUGGGAAGGUCCCAAAUGCCUCCCGUAUCUGAUUUCCUCCACCCACAAGCUUCCGCGUGAGUUUCAGACUGCACGCUUUGCGAACUGUUUCCCCUUUUCAGCCCCACCAUCGCCGCCUCUAGAACCAGCCCCAAAAUCGCAGCAACAAUCUGCGGUUCCCAGUUUCCUUGGAUUCCCCAUCCCCACCGCCAAGCCCAGCCGUCUGUCGGAGUUCGAUUUUGGCCCGGAACGUAACAUAAUCUUCGAAAUCAACAACGAUGGCCAUCAGCAGACUAAACAGUACCCUGAGGAUCAUGUUGCAGUACAACUGCGUGCGGAGCCGAAGGCUCCCACAAUCGAAACGGCUAUGGAAAAUUUGGUGUCCAUAAUCGGCGAGAUUGAGUAUCAACUUGGAGUGCAGAACCUGGAGAUCGGUGACUACAGGACUGCGGUUUCUCAUUUGAAGCUGGGCACGUCCCAUCAGCAUGCCGGUGCAGCCUUCAAUUUGGGAAUCUGCUAUGAGCAAGGGUUCGGAGUGAAGAAAAAUGCUCGAGUGGCAAUGGAGUGCUUCCAUUUGGCAUCAACCUUGGGCCAUCCACAAGCCAUGUACAAUCUCGGAGUAUACUAUGCUCGUGGUCUCGGUGGGCUUCGCCGUAGCCGUUCUAUGGCGAAAAAGUGCUUUACAGCGGCAGCAGAUAUGGGAUUGGAGGAUGCAAUAACUGCACUGGGGUCUAGGUACAGCAAGGAUCCGACAAGGCGUGGUUCCGUAUCGUUUGGUUCGCCAUCGUCUUCUCCACAAUCGAUGACGGCACCGUUCGAGUUCAAGUUUAACUAUGACGAAAUCGAACGGUUUGCUGGUUUCGAUGUGGUCAAAGCGCCCGAGAAACCCGAACAAAUGGAACUGCGUUUGGUGUCGGCAAUGGCCUAGUUUUUUGCUUAUUUUUUGUAUCAAUACAAGUAUGGUUUAUGAUUUAUGGUGUUUGAGCAUUACUGAUACUGAUAAAUACAAAUAGUUACUCAAUAAAUUGAAUCAAUUUA